Molecule: messenger RNA, 10179 nt
Organism: Xenopus laevis (African clawed frog)
Lineage: Eukaryota; Metazoa; Chordata; Amphibia; Anura; Pipidae
Gene: ehbp1l1.L
Product: EH domain binding protein 1 like 1 L homeolog
Exons: 20
Coding region: 561-9794 (3077 amino acids)
Source: RefSeq, a predicted model, not a curated record
GCAUAGCAAAGGGGAAAAGACUGUCACAGAGAGACAGGCGAAAGAAGCAGAGAGAGAGACUGGAAGACACACAGAGAUUAUUGCAAAUAAAAUUCAGUAGCUGAAGCUGAAAGUGGCGAAGAGACUGGAAAUCUUUAAGGGAGAAACUUGGACACAAGUCAAGACACAGAAGAAAAAGACUGGAAGUUACUGAAAUGAAAGAAAACUUGUCUCUGGGAGUGCUAAAGGUAAUUACUGAGGGAAGGAGAAAAGCAGCAUUACAAAAAACUGGAUCUGAAGGGGUGACAGACACAUCUGAUUUGCAUAUGUAAAUACAACAACAUCAUUUUAAGAAUUCUAAGAGACUGAAAAUAUAUAAACAGAAGUUUUAUAAGAGUUGCACCUAUCCUAUAUAUAAGAGACUAGUAUAUAGCACAGCAAGAGCAAAUAAGGCACACUGAGCUGACAUACAGGAAGGGAGAGGCAGAGAUCAAGGCUGAGUCACCAGCGAAGAUAUAAACUGUUUGUGUUCAACAUUCAACAUGCUGGAUUGUAUUGGUCUCAUGAACUGAGGAGUCACUAUGAGUUCUGUAUGGAAGAGACUGCAGCGGACUGGAAAGAAAGCAUCACGUUUCCAGUUUGUGGCCUCUUAUCAGGAAUUAAGAUUAGAAUGCACGCACAAAUGGCAACCUGAUAAAGUGGUGGUUGUAUGGACUCGGAGAAACAGAAGAGUCUGUUCUAAGCCUCACAGCUGGCAACCAGGGAUAAAGGACCCAUUUCAUGGAUCUGUUGUUUGGGCUGUUCCUGAAAAUGUGGACAUUACUGCAACCUUAUACAGAGACCCGCACACAGAAUAUUUUGAAGAGAAGGAGUGGACAUUCCAGAUUGAAGGGGAAAAUCGUGGACACAAAAAGGUUCUUGCAGCAGCCCCUAUUGACCUCAGAAAAUUUGCAGCCAUCUCUGCUGCCCCACGGGAGGUGACACUUAAACUCUCUCCACGCUCUGUCAAGGUUGUGUCUGCAACACUCAUUGUCAGCAUUGCCAGUACUUUAAUAAGAGAGGGCAAAGCUACUGAUGAUGACAUGCAGAGUAUUGCUAGCCUCUUGAGUCUUAAACCAUCUGACAUUGCUGAUAUGGACGACUUCAAUGAGGAGGAUGAGGAAGAGAAGUCUCAGCAAAUCAGAUCCCCUACUGGGACAGCAAUGCGAGGAUAUCUUAAAAGCAUCCAUACUGGUUAUUUCCCAGACCCUGUCCGGGAACUCAACACUCUUGCUGAGGAAGAAGAUGAAACUCCUAUUAAUACACCAAACCUUGCUUCUCAAGUUACAAAGUCUUCAUCUAAUAUCUGCCAGUCACCUACCAACGUUAUUCCCCAAAAAAGACCACAAGAGCCUAGUCCUGUACCGAUUGACAAAUUUAACAACAGUGUUACUAAUGAGGGAGAACAAGCUAGGAGGACCAUUGAAAAGAUACCCACAGGUGGCCUAUCAACGGAUCAAGACAAAAGGUCUAAUGAGGUAUGGAAGAUUCGGGAGGUCAACCCUAUUUCCUGUGUCAAAGAUACAGCCAAGAAGGAGACUGACAUAGUGCACGGGGAAGGGGAGAGAAAGAGUGGGGAGAGAAUGGUGGAAGUGGAGGACCUGCAAGAGAGAAAGACAGGAACAGUUAGGGUUCCUGAGGCUGCAGUAAGAAUGAAAAAAGCAAAGAAUAUAGAAAUGAUGCAGGAGACAAAGCUUAAGACAGAUAUGAGAACUCAAGAGACAUCACAAAAACCAGAGGUAGCAAGGAGGGGAAAAAAAGCAGCUGCACUGAGAACAAUGGAAAAAAUAGCAGUCGAAGAUCCAGAGUUGAAUUAUAUUCCUGAGACUACAUCAAGCGCAUAUCAUGUUGUGGACAUACAAGUUCCAGAAACAACCUUAAAAUCAUAUGAAAAAUUUGAGGAAAUAAUUCAUAUUCCAGACAGGAAACUCCAGGCAAAUACAGUUUUGGAAACAACAAAAAUAGAUGAUACAUUUUCAUAUGAGGUUGCAAAAUCACAAACCAGUAGCGACAUGGAAUUGCCACAUAAUGUAGAUCAAAGCACAGACAUGAUAUCUCAGAUUGAAAAUGUUGCAGACCAAGUAACUCCUAUUAAUAACACAAGCCUACAGCCGUUUCAAGAAAGUGUGUUAAAUAUUACAGGGAAGCAAGUAGCAAAAGGAAAAGAGCAGGCAUCUCCCAAGACACAGGAGGUUGUGUUAGAGAUUGCAGAAAAAGAAGGGAAGUCAGUAGUAGAGAAGACCAUUGUAAAUUCACAAAAAAGUGUGCUAAAUGAUACAAAAGAAGAGUUAAAUAAAUCAGUGGAUCAAAUAGCAUCUAAGCCACAAGAACUUGCUUUAGCAAUUACAGAAGACAGAGGGACAAGUUCUAAUUCAAUGGAAAAUGCAUUAGAAAUUAAAGAAGAGCAUGGAACAAACAAUGUGGAACAGAGUAUGCAUAUAGAGAUAAUACAAGGCACAAAAAGAAAAGAGCAGAAAAGUUUGAUGGAUAUUAAAGAGGACAAUGAACAUCACAGUGUAGACACACCUGACUCUCAGACUGAUUUCACAUUGUAUGAGACAGUACAGAAAAUAGAUCUGUUUGAUGCAAAUGUUAAAAAAUCUGCAGGAAAUACACAUGAGGGUGGACAAAUCGAAGCUGAACAAGAACAUGAAAAAUCAGAAGAGGAAGUAUGGCACAAAGAAAAGACACAAUAUACUAAAUCUGAGGUUGAAACAAGUGAACAGAUAGAGAACAGAAAAUCAGAGGAGGAUAAACAGAGAGGAGAACAUUUUGCCAAAGAAACAAGUUACACUGAAGAAAGACUACAAAAAGCAUCAAUGAAUGAAAAUAAAGGAAAUGAAGAAAAGAGGGUACAUGAACAUGUUAUUUGUACAGAUCAAAGGCUGCCUAGUAUAGAACUCUAUACGAAGGGUGUGGGUGAACAGAGAAUUCUAGAUAUGAGUUCAUUAUUGUUAGAUAAUGAGGAUAGGGUAAUAAGUGAAAAUUCUUUGGUGUCCCAGGAAAAAGAAAUACAGCUAGAAUCUGAAAUAAAAGUAGGGAGUAAAACGGACGCUGCCGCUAGGACUUCAGCUACAUUAGAAUUAGACAACAAAGGACAGGGAGAACAAACAAAGGGAGAGAUGAGACUGGGAGAGUUUACAUUGGAGAAUGAAAAUAAUGGGGAGACAGUGCUAGAUAAUAAGGAGAAAAGGGUAAUAAGUGAAAACACUUUGGUGCCCCUGGAAAUAGAAAAAAAACUUGAAAAGAAAGUAGAGAAUAAAAUAGAAGCUGUUCUUGGUCCUGUAAUUAGAUUGGAAUUAAAUAACAAAGAAGAGGGAGAACAAGUAAAGGAGGAGAAGGGAGUACAAGAACUUACAUCUGAGGAUAAAAAUAACGCGGAAGCAGCACUAGAUAAAAUGGAGGAAAGGGUAAUAAGUGAACACACUUUGCUGCCCCAAGAAAAAGAAAAACAGGUAGAAUCUGAAAUGAAAGCAGAGAGCAAAAUAGAAGCUGUGCUUGGUCCUGUAAUAAGAUUGGUAUUAGAUUACAAAGAAGAUGGAAAGCAAGUAAAGGAAGAGAUGAGACUGCAAGAGCUUACAUCUGAGGAUGAAAAUAAUGUGGAAACAGUGCUAGAUAAUGAGGAAAGGGUAAUAAGUGAAAAUACUUUGGUGCCCCAGGAAAAAGAAAUACAACUAGAAUCUGAAAUAAAAUUAGUGAGUAAAAUAGAAGCUACUCUUGGUACUGUAAUUAGAUUGGAACUAGAUAACAAAGAAGAUGAGGAAGAACAAGUAAAGGAAGAGAAGGGAGUACAAGAGUUUACAUCUGAGGAUAAAAAUAAUGCUGAAGCAGCACUAGAUAAAAUUGAGGAAAGGGUAAUAAUUGAACUUACUUUGCUGCCCCAAGAAAAAGAAAAACAGGUAGAAUCUGAAAUGAAAGCAGAGAACAAAAUAGAAGCUGUGCUUGGUCCUGUAAUUAGAUUGGAAUUAGAUUACAAAGAAGAUGGAGAGCAAGUAAAGGAAGAGAUGAGACUGCAAAAGCUUACAUCUGAGGAUGAUAUUAAUGUGAAAACAGUGCUAGAUAACAAGGAGGAAAGGAUUAUAAGUGAAAAUACUUUGGUGUCCCAGGAAAAAGAAAUACAACUAGAAUCUGGAAUAAAAGUAGGGAAUAAAAUAGAAGCUACUUUUGGUACUGUAAUUAGAUUGGAACUAGAUAACAAAGAAGAGGGAAAACAUGAAAAGGAAGAGAAGGGAGUACAAGAGUUUACAUCUGAGGAUAAAAAUAACUUGGAAUUAGUGCUAGAUAAAAUGGAGGAAAGGGUAAUAUGUGAACACACUUUGCUGCCCCAAGAAAAAGAAAAACAGGUAGAAUCUGAAAUACAAAUAGGGAGUAAAAUAGAAGCUACUCUUGGUACUUUAAUUAGAUUUGAACUAGAUAACAAAGAAGAGGGAGAACCAGUAAAGGAGGAGAAGGGAGUACAAGAGCUUACAUCUGUGGAUAAAAAUAAUGUAACUUUGCUGCCCCAAGAAAAAGAAAAACAGGCAGACUUUGACAUAAAAACAGAGAGUAAAAUCAAUGCUGUUCUUGGUCCUGUAAUAAGUUUGGAAUUAGAUUACAAAGAAGAUGGAGAGCAAGUAAAGGAAGAGAAGGGAGUUCAAGAGCUUACAUCUGAGGAUAAAAAUGUGGAAGCAGCACUAGAUAAAAUUGAGGAAAGUGUAAUAAGUGAACAUACUUUGCUGCCCCAGGAAAAAGAAAAACAGGUAGAAUCUGAAAUGAAAGCAGAGAGUAAAAUAGAAGCUGUUCUUGGUCCUGUAAUUAGAUUGGAAUUAGAUUACAAAGAAGAGGGAAAACAAGUAGAGGAAGAGAAGAGACUGCAAGAGCUUACAUCAGAGGAUGAACAUAAUGUGGAAACAGUGCUAGAUAAUAAGGAGGAAAGGGUAAUAAGUGAAAAUACUUUGGUGCCCCAGGAAAAAGAAAUACAGCUAGAAUCUGGAAUAAAAGUAGGGAGUAAAAUAGAAGCUACUUUUGGUACUUUAAUUAGAUUGGAAAUAGAUAACAAAGAAGAGGGGGAACAAGUAAAGGAGGAGAAGGGAGUACAAGAGCUUACAUCUGAGGAUAAAAAUAAUGUGGAAGCAGCACUAGAUAAAAUGGAGCAAAGGGUAAUAAGUGAACACACUUUGCUGCCCCAGGAAAAAGAAAAACAGGUAGAAUCUGACAUGAAAGCAGAGAGUAAAAUAGAAGCUGUUCUUGGUCCUGUAAUUAGAUUGGAAUUAGAUUACAAAGAAGAGGGAAAACAAGUAGAGGAAGAGAAGAGACUGCAAGAGCUUACAUCAGAGGAUGAACAUAAUGUUGAAACAGUGCUAGAUAAUGAGGAAAGGGUAAUAAGUGAAAAUACUUUGGUGCCCCAGGAAAAAGAAAUACAACUAGAAUCUGGAAUAAAAGUAGGGAAUAAAAUAGAAGCUACUCUUGGUACUGUAAUUAGAUUGGAACUAGAUAACAAAGAAGAGGAGGAAGAACAAGUAAAGGAAGAGACGAGAGUACAAGAGUUUACAUCUGAGGAUAAAAAUAACUUGGAAUUAGUGCUAGAUAAAAUGGAGGAAAGGGUAAUAUGUGAACACACUUUGCUGCCCCAAGAAAAAUAUAAACAGGUAGAAUCUGAAAUAAAAGUAGGGAGUAAAAUAGAAGCUACUCUUGGUACUUUAAUUCGAUUUGAACUAGAUAACAAAGAAGAGGGAGAACCAGUAAAGGAGGAGAAGGGAGUACAAGAGCUUACAUCUAUGGAUAAAAAUAAUGUGGAAGCAGCGCUAGAUAAAAUGGAGCAAAGGGUAAUAAGUGAACACACUGUGCUGCCCCAAGAAAAAGAAAAACAGGUAGACUUUGACAUGAAAGCAGAGAGUAAAAUAGAAGCUGUUCUUGGUCCUGUAAUAAGAUUGGAAUUAGAUUACAAAGAAGAUGGAAAGCAAGUAAAGGAAGAGAUGAGACUGCAAGAGCUUACAUCUGAGGAUGAAAAUAAUGUGGAAACAGUGCUAGAUAAUAAGGAGGAACGGGUAAUAAGUGAAAAUACUUUGGUGCCCCAGGAAAAAGAAAUACAGCUAGAAUCUGGAAUAAAAGUAGGGAGUAAAAUAGAAGCUACUUUUGGUACUUUAAUUAGAUUGGAACUAGAUAACAAAGAAGAGGGAGAACAAGUAAAGGAGGAGAAGGGAGUACAAGAGCUUACAUCUGAGGAUAAAAAUAAUGUGGAAGCAGCACUAGAUAAAAUGGAGCAAAGGGUAAUAAGUGAACACACUUUGCUGCUCCAGGAAAAAGAAAAACAGGUAGAAUCUGACAUGAAAGCAGAGAGUAAAAUAGAAGCUGUUCCUGGUCCUGUAAUUAGAUUGGAAUUAGAUUACAAAGAAGAGGGAAAACAAGUAAAGGAAGAGAAGAUACUGCAAGAGCUUACAUCGGAAGAUGAAAAUAAUGUGGAAACAGUGCUAGAUAAUGAGGAAAGGGUAAUAAGUGAAAAUACUUUGGUGCCCCAGGAAAAAGAAAUACAGUUAGAAUCUGGAAUAAAAGUAGGGAGUAAAAUAGAAGCUACUCCUGGUACUUUAAUCAGAUUGGAAAUAGAUAACAAAGAAGAGGGAGAACAAGUAAAGGAAGAGAAGGGAUUACAAGAGCUUACAUCUGAGGAUAAAAAUAAUAUGGAAGCAGUGCUAGAUAAAAUGGAGAAAAGGGUAAUAAGUGAACACACUUUGCUGCCCCAAGAAAAACAGGUUGAAUCUGAAAUGAAAGCAGAGAGUAAAAUAGAAGCUGUUCUUUGCCCUGUAAUUAGAUUGGAAUUAGAUUACAAAGAAGAGGGAAAACAAGUAAAGGAAGAAAUGAGACUGCAAGAGCUUACAUUUGAGGAUGAAUUUAAUGUGGAAACAGUGCUAGAUAAUAGGGAGGAAAGGGUAAUAGGUGAAAAUACUUUGAUGUCCCAGGAAAAAGAAAUACAGAUAGAAUCUGGAAUAAAAGUAGAGAGUAAAAUAGAAGCUACUCUUGGUAAUGUAAUUAGAUUGGAAUCAGAUAACAAAGAAGAGGGAAAACAUGAAAAGGAAGAGAUGAGGCUAAAAGAGCUUACAUUUGAUGGCAACAAAAGUGUGGAGACAGUGCUAGAUAAUAAAGAGAAAAGGGUAAUAAGUGUAAAUGCUUUGGUGUCCCAGAAAAAAGAAAUACAGUUAAAAUCUGGAAUUAAAGUGGUGAGUAAAAUAGAAGCUGCUCUUGGUACUGUAAUUAGUUCUGAAUUAGAUAAAAAAGAGGGAGAACACGUAAAGCAAGAGGUGAGACAACAAGAUCUUACAUUUGAGGAUGACAAUAUUGUGGCGACAGUGCUUAAACCCAAAUUUUGUAUAAAGGAAGGAUUGCAAAGAUCAUCAGUGGAGAAAGACAGGAUAGUACACCGCCAUGAAAUAACAGAAGAAGUAAUAGGUGUUGCAGAUACAGAGCUAAAAAAUGUAGCAGAUCAUGCUGCUAUAGUAAAAUAUACACUGCACAAUGAGGACAAUUUUCAAGAAGUCACAGAACAUAAGAAAGCAAUGGAGAUAAAUAGCUUGCAAUACACAGCUAAGACAGAGAAGAGUGUAAAGGGGAUGGAAAUAGCCAAAGCACCCUCACCUAUAGCCUGUAAAGAGGUGUCCUAUGAACUAAUGCAAGAAAAGGCAGACUCAGAGACUGCACAUGGGUCAAAGAAUACUGAAUUAGAAAUAGAAGUAGACAUCAUAUUUAAAUCUAAUGAAAACAGCCGUGAGGAAAAUAGGUUGCAAGAAAUCACUGAUAUAAUAAAAAGAGUGGAAUGCACAGCAGAUGAGACAGAUAAUGGAAUACAGGAAAAUGUAAAUACAACACAGGUAGUGUUCUCUACAAAAAAUACAAUGGAGAGCAAUAGUCAGAAAGAUGAAAAUUUACUGGAAAGAAAAAAAGAAAGACCACAAGAAAAACAGAGAGUGCCAGAGGGGUUAAGAGAUCAGGAGAUAACUGUACAAACAAGGGAAAUGUGCAACCUUUCAAGCCAAGCAUUUGCACCUUUAUUCACCACCAGUGAAACCCUUUCUCCUGACCCCUCAAGCUCUAGUGUGUCAGGGGCUGAGAAAGGGUCAACCCACAUGCUAUCAAUGCGCAGCUUCUCCAUGUCCCCCCCAUCGACCCUUGGACAACAAAGGAGCGCUGAAAAGAAGAGGCUGAGCCAGUGCACAGGGCUAUUGGGGGAGGUGGUGUACAGCAGUAUCGAUUCACUGCUAUGCUGGUGUCAAGAGGUGACUGCCAGUUACCGUGGUGUGCGUGUGAACAAUUUUACAACAUCCUGGAGAAAUGGAUUGGCAUUCUGUGCGAUUCUUCAUCAUUUCCAUCCUGAGAUCAUUAACUAUGAAGUUCUGGAUCCAUUAAAUAUUAAGGAAAACAAUAAAAAAGCAUUUGAUGGCUUUGCUAGUCUUGGAAUUCCUGCCCUUCUGUGUCCUACAGAUAUGCUUCUUCAUCCUAUUCCCGACAAGCUCAUUAUUCUUACGUAUCUCUGCCAAAUACGUGAUCAUUUCAUUUCUCAGAAACGUGAAGUCAGUGCUACUCAAGGGAGUGAAGCUGAAUUUUCCAGUAUGGCAAGCAUCACCACUGAGAAGUCAAAAAUUCUGAAUACUGCUGGAAAAAUUAUUUCACCAGAGCACUUAAAUGCAGAUAUUUCACCUGAUCUAAAAAAGAUGGUGAAAAAAUCUCCUGAAGUUUUAAAAACAGCUUCCUAUGUAAAACAAGAAAAAUCAGCUUCUGAUAAUGUGGAAGAAAGAGAAAAGCACAGGUUUUCCUUCACAGAGCAGAAAAUGCCAAGCUCUGGAAAAGAAAAGCAAGGCUCUAGAUCAUCUGAGGAUAAAAGUAAAUCCAAAGAAGCUUCACAUGAUCUUACAAUAAAUGAAGAGCACAAGACUACUAAUCAAACAUCACUGACACAUGAGACACAACCACCUCGAAUCAAAAAAAGACUGAGUGUAAAUGAAGGGUUGAAUGGGUGUGAUUCUAACUGGGAACAAGUAGAUGCCAGUACUUCUUCUACUUCUACCCCAGUUCCUCCUCCAAGAAAAGGAGGAGGUCUGGGUCACCUCCGUGAUGCAGACCUUGUCAAGAAGAGACGUUCUCUUAUACGCACUCAGUCACUUUCAGAGGAAGUGGAUAUCACACAAAAAAGCCACGAGACUGAUUCCAGACCCUCAUCUCAAAUUAUAAAUGAGAUAGUGCCUUCUAUACCGACAACUUCCCCUUCAAUCCCAACCACAGAGGCCAGAGUGAAAGAGGAAGAAGCUUCAGGUUUCAGAGACACCAGCCAAUAUGUUACAGCGGAACUUGCAGCACUAGAGCUUGAACAGAGAAAUAUUGAUGAAAGGGCUUCAGUGGUAGAAAGAGAUCUCCGUUCUCUUAUGGAAAAUGGGUCAGAUAAAGAGGAAGAGGAGACUCUGAUUCAGGAGUGGUUCUCACUAGUAAAUCGAAGGAAUGUAUUGAUCCGCAGGCAGGAUGAGCUACAGCUGCUUGUAGAAGAGCAAGAUCUGGAAAGGAGAUUUGAGCUCCUGAGCAGAGACCUCCGAGGGUUAUUAUGUAUUGAUGACUGUAUGAAGAGUGAAGCCCAGAAAAAGAGAGAGAAACUCUUAUUGGAUGAGUUAGUGUCUCUUGUGAAUCAACGUGAUGGUCUUGUAAGGGAUUUGCAUAUCAAAGAGAUCAGGGCUGUGGAGGAGGAUGAAAGAAUUGAAAGAAGUCUGGAGCAAAGGCGAAGAAGUUUAAGCAAAAAGGAGAAAUGUCGUAUCAGCUGAGUCUUCUGUGAAAAAUAAUGCACCACUGUGAGGAUAAAGCUGCUUCAGCGUAUUUUAGCUGCACUACGCAGAAUCCAAUGAAAUUAACUUCACCUGAAGCUAAAUGCACAUUACACACAUAAAAUGAUCUUUUCAAAGCACCAGUACUAAUGAUGCAAUAAUAGGAAACUGGUUCAGCUGCGAACUUUAUGAAAUCUUAAACAGAAGGUUGUUGAGAAGUGGAACCCCUACUAAAUAUUACUCAGGCUUUAUGUUCUUUCACUUGCUGCUAAGGUCAUAGUAAUGAUCUAUAAUUAUGUGUUUUUUGCAUGAAUAGGUUCUUUGAUAGUAUUAUAUGCAGUUAUCUUUAUUCAUAGAAAUGUUUUUGUAAUGUAGAUAAUGUUGA